Molecule: messenger RNA, 1158 nt
Organism: Talpa occidentalis (Iberian mole)
Lineage: Eukaryota; Metazoa; Chordata; Mammalia; Eulipotyphla; Talpidae
Gene: HRH4
Product: histamine receptor H4
Exons: 3
Coding region: 1-1158 (385 amino acids)
Biological process (GO): positive regulation of cytosolic calcium ion concentration; regulation of MAPK cascade; inflammatory response
Cellular component (GO): membrane
Molecular function (GO): histamine receptor activity
Source: RefSeq, a predicted model, not a curated record
AUGUCAGAUAAUAGCACAACAACUUAUUCACCAAGCACUCGCAUUACUUUAGCAUUUUUAAUGAGCUUGCUAGCUUUUGCUAUAAUGGUAGGAAAUGCCAUAGUCAUUAUUGCUUUCGUGAUGGACAAAAACCUUAGACAUCGGAGUAAUUAUUUUUUUCUGAACUUGGCCAUUUCUGACUUCUUUGUGGGCAUGAUCUCCAUUCCUCUGUACAUUCCUCACACAUUGUUCAACUGGAACUUUGGAGAUAAAAUCUGUACAUUUUGGCUCCUUACUGAUUAUCUUUUAUGUACUACAUCUGUGUACAAUAUUGUGCUCAUCAGCUAUGAUCGAUACCAGUCAGUCUCGAAUGCUGUGUCUUACAGAACGCGGCACACUGGGAUCUUGAGGAUUGUGGCUAUGAUGGUGGGCGUCUGGGUGCUGGCCUUCUUAGUGUAUGGGCCAAUAAUUCUAGUUUCAGAUUCUUGGAAGAAUGAGAAGACGAAUUGUGAACCUGGAUUCCUUUCAGAAUGGUAUAUUCUUGCUAUAACGUCAUUCUUGGAAUUCCUGGUCCCAGUUUUCUCAGUGGCUUAUUUCAACAUGUACAUUUAUUGCAGUCUAUGGAAGCGUGGUAAUCUCAGCAGGUGGCAAAGAUAUCCCAGACUCACUUCUGUCUCUUCCAUUAACUGUGGAGACUCAUUGAGUAUGUCAAGAGUGGCAGUCCUGGAACCGAGGGAAGCAGCAAAGUCCCAUCGUUCUGAGAGACAAGACAGGAAGAACAGCCUCUUGCUUUCUUUAAGAACCCAGAUGAACAGGGGUGUAGCUGCUUCCAAAAUGAGUUCCCUCCACCAUUCAGAUUCUGUAGCUUUUCGACAGCGGGAACAUCUCGAGCUGCUUAAAGCCAAGAAAUUAGCAGGGUCUCUGGCCAUUCUCUCGGGUGUUUUUAUCAUUUGCUGGGCUCCCUAUUCUCUAUUCACAAUUAUUCGUUCAAUUUACCGCCGAGAUCAGCAUCCUAAAUCCAUCGGAUAUGAAAUCACAUUUUGGCUUCAGUGGUUCAAUUCCUUUGUUAAUCCUUUUUUGUACCCAUUGUGUCACAAGCACUUUCAGAAGGCUUUCUUGAAAAUUUUUUGUAUAAAAAAGCCACUUGUACCAUCACACAGUCAGUUAAUGUGCUCAUAA